UCACGUGGAUCAGUGGGCUCAUCUCAGCCGCUGUUAAAAAGAUCAAAAUGCCCAAAAAAAGCAAAGCAAAGACUGCAAAGAGGCAGAGCAGCGAUGACGAGCAGCUCCCUGCCAAACAGAGCCGAGCCAAUCACAGCGAGGCGCCCUCGCCGCUGAGCUUCAGCAGCCCAGAGAGCCUGUUUGAGAGCCUCAUCCAGCCCCUGGGCUCAGAGCACUUCUUCAGGGACUACUGGGAGAAGAAGCCCCUCCAUCUGCAGAGGUCUGACCCCAGCACAGCCUCCUACUACCAGUCUCUGUUCCAGCUGUCUGACCUGCAGAGCCUGUGUUCUCACCACCUGGAGUACUGCAGGGACGUCAACGUCGUUCGCUGCGUCAACGGCAAGAAAAAAGUGCUAAACAAGCAGGGACGAGUUAAGAACGGCGACCUGAAUAAAAACUUUGUUCAGAAUAAGGCCACCAUCCAGUUCCACCAGCCACAGAGGUUCAAGGAUGAGUUGUGGAGGAUCCAGGAGAAGCUGGAGUGUUUCUUUGGAGGUUUGGUGGGCUCCAACGUCUACAUCACACCACAGGAGUCCCAGGGCCUUCCAGCUCACUAUGACGAUGUGGAGGUAUUCAUUCUGCAGCUGGAGGGACAGAAACGUUGGCUUCUCUACACGCCGACUGUUCCGCUGGCAGCAGAGUACAGCGUGGAGUCAGAGGAGAGGAUCGGCAGCCCGACCCAUGAAAUCAUAAUGAAGGCUGGAGAUCUUCUGUACUUCCCCAGAGGAACCAUCCAUCAGGCCAGCACACCAGCAGGAGUGGACCACUCCACCCACUUGACUCUCAGCACUUACCAGAGAAUGUCGUGGGGAGAUUUGCUGUUGGACGUAUUUCCCAGCUUGCUGAGCGACCGCAGCAAGACUGAAGUGAGCCUGAGAGAGGGCAUGCCCCGGAGACUCUUACUGGGUAACAGUGAAGGCCUGGACACCUGCAGACAGCUGGCUGCCGGCCUCAGAUCUCUGGCUGAUGAAAUGGAAAGAGGGAAGCAGGAAGUGCGCUCGACUCACAUGAAGAGAGACUUCAUCACCAACAGACUGCCACCGUUCUGCCAGCAGGAGCUGCUCACACCAGCUGGGAAGAUUCCUGCCUUGGAGGAUACGGUGUGUUUGAGUUUCAAGGAUCAUAUGGUGAUAACUGUGGAGCCCAGCCAAGAGAACACAGAUGAGGCCACAGAGCUGGUAGUCUUCGUCCUGCAUUCUUUGAAGAACCAGAGGGAGAGCCACAUGAUGGGUGAAAGCUUCGAUGAAGACGAGGAAGAGGACGUCUCCAGGGGCCUGCAGUUCCCUCUGUCCCACCUCCAGGCCCUGCAGCAGCUCCAGCAGGCGGAGCAGCUGACUGUGGCCCAGCUCCAGCUGCCCACACAGGAGGACAAACUCAGUCUGGUCCUGGCUCUCUGGAGCGAGAGUCUUCUGGUGGUCAAAUAGCACACCACAACGUCAAAAUAUCACUAAAGUCAAAUAUAUUAAAUCCACAUCUGUCGAUAUUUAUAUUUACUUACGUCUCAUUGUGCUUUUUUUCUGGCUCCUCCUUAAUAAAGCUGCCAUGCCUCCAGUAACUACAUUUUUGGGUCAAAGGUCAAAUAAAUUGUUUUGGUUUUUUUUAGCAUAAAAAUUACAUCAUCAAUAUAUAUACACAAAUCUUUGAAUAGAGUUGUUAAAAAGUUUUAAAUACAUUUAUAACAAAAUCAAUUUGAAAAUGUUUAUUCACUGAAAACAAAAGUGAUGUAUCAUUGUAUUUAUGUUAGUGUUAGUUAGUUGGUAGUUCCAUUUAUUAGGGCCUCGGGGCAAUCGCACCGAGCACUGGGAACAUGGAUGUGUUAGCAGAAUUGUUGUUUACACUACAGUUCAUUUUAAUUGUUUUUAAAUAAACAUAUUUGGGUUAAGGCAUUGAGUGGAAAAAUAACUCUGUUCCAGUUCAAA
This is a messenger RNA of Centropristis striata (black sea bass), 1958 nucleotides long. It is a transcript of the gene riox2, whose product is annotated as ribosomal oxygenase 2. NCBI's taxonomy places the organism in Eukaryota, Metazoa, Chordata, Actinopteri, Perciformes, Serranidae. The transcript is spliced from 10 exons. The record is from RefSeq and is a predicted model, not a curated record. Gene Ontology annotation, cellular component: nucleolus. The coding region runs from base 48 to 1463 and encodes 471 amino acids. Gene Ontology annotation, molecular function: histone H3K36 demethylase activity; histone H3K4 demethylase activity.